AUGAUUAUUAUUUUUCUACUUUUGCAGUUGCUGGUCUCAUGUUGGGCAGAGUAUCGCUACGCACCCAGUAUAUGGUCAGCUCGACCGAUGUCUUUAAGUGAUUUAGAUGAUUAUGAAAAAAUUAAUAACGCUCAUCCUGACAACAUGAACGAAAAUGAUAUACUUGAAAAGUUUCUCCCAAUAUCAUAUAGACCAAAGAAAUUUUUUCGUAAAAUUAGUCAUGCUGGUGAUGACGAACGAAAGAAGAAAUAUCUCUCCGAACCACUCAGUGUACACGACGGGGACAAUCUGCAAGGUCUUUGGGCGAUGCCUGGGCGACGAUAA
Rotaria socialis is the source of this 324-nucleotide messenger RNA. Lineage: Eukaryota; Metazoa; Rotifera; Eurotatoria; Philodinida; Philodinidae. The record is from the annotation of a GenBank genome assembly.